Molecule: messenger RNA, 1487 nt
Organism: Chenopodium quinoa (quinoa)
Lineage: Eukaryota; Viridiplantae; Streptophyta; Magnoliopsida; Caryophyllales; Amaranthaceae
Product: plastid-lipid-associated protein, chloroplastic-like
Exons: 3
Coding region: 273-1238 (321 amino acids)
Source: RefSeq, a predicted model, not a curated record
UCAUGUGUGAUGUGUGGCUAAAAUCAGUCCAUUAAAUUCUUAGCAAUUAUUUGGGUGGUGAUAAAUUUUUCAAAUCACCAAACUUUCACACCAAAAAUACGCACCACUAUAAAAUAUCAUCUCCUCACACAGUACCAGCUACCAAGUGCAUUCCCGGCAUUUCGCUAAAACAAAAUCAUCAAUUCUUUGAAUUUCCGACACUUUUUCCACACAAAACAAAAUUUUCGACGCUAUACUUCCCAGAAUCUCGCUAAUUUUUCGUCAGAAAAAAAAUGUCGAUAAUUUCACAAUUUUGCCAACUACCCAUAAAAUCCCACAAAUUAUCCUCACAAAUCCAGCAAUUUCCCCCCAAAUCUCCUCUCUUUUCCUCAACCCCACUAAAAUCAACAGGGGCAAAAAGGGAAUUUACAAGCAUCAAAAUCAAAGCAACCUCAUUAGACGAUGAGUGGGGCCCAGAGAAGCAGAGCUUUAACAACAGCAGCAGCUCCGGCGGCGGAGUAGUGGCGGUUGCGGAGGAGGAGACGGCAGUUGAAGCGGAGGAGAUUUAUAAGCUGAAAAAGCGGUUAGUGGAUUCGUUUUAUGGAACUGAUAGAGGAUUGAGAGCAAGUAGUGAAACUAGGGCUGAAAUUGUGGAGUUGAUUACGCAAUUAGAAGCUAAGAAUCCAACUCCUGCUCCUACUGAUGCUCUUCCUCUUCUUAAUGGCAAGUGGAUUUUAGCGUACACAUCGUUUUCUGGUUUGUUCCCAUUGCUUUCCCAAGGAAGAUUACCACUGGUCAAAGUGGACGAAAUCUCACAGACUAUUGAUUCUGAGAAUUUCACUGUCCAGAACUCUGUGCAAUUUUCGGGUCCUCUGGCCACCACUUCUCUUAGUACCAAUGCGAAGUUUGAAGUCCGCAGCCCCAAGCGUGUUCAGGUAUCUUUUAGAUAUCAAAUUAUUGAAGGAGUCAUUGGCACUCCCCAGAUAACAGACAGUGUAGUUUUACCUGAGAAUGUAGAGUUUCUGGGGCAAAACAUUGAUCUCACACCUUUGAAGGGCCUGUUUAACUCAGUACAGGACACCGCUUCAUCAGUUGCUAGGACAAUUUCCAGCCAACCACCGUUAAAGUUCAACAUAGGUCAAAAUGAAGGCUCGUGGUUGCUUACCACCUACCUUGAUCAAGAGCUUCGAAUCUCAAGGGGUGAUGCAGGCAGUGUGUUUGUUUUCAUUAAGGAAGGCAGUCUUCUCUUGUCUCCCUAAAUGAAGCUUAAUACCCCUUAAUUAGUAUAUACUGCAAUCUAGAUGGGGGUUUAAUACUAUGAUGUCACAAUAAAACCACCAGUUAUUGGUGCUAAUACUCGUAAUUUACAGAAUGGUAAGAAAGGUGUAUUGCCACUUGUAUAUUGUAGUUCACAUACUAUAUCAAAAAGAUGAUGUAAUAUCAUAAUAUGCUUUCAGUGAUGAUAUACAGUAAAAUCCAAGAAUAUUACAAGUUAUACCUGUUUCUAA